Molecule: messenger RNA, 502 nt
Organism: Trifolium pratense (red clover)
Lineage: Eukaryota; Viridiplantae; Streptophyta; Magnoliopsida; Fabales; Fabaceae
Product: 40S ribosomal protein S29
Exons: 3
Coding region: 96-266 (56 amino acids)
Biological process (GO): translation
Cellular component (GO): cytosolic small ribosomal subunit; ribosome
Molecular function (GO): structural constituent of ribosome; zinc ion binding
Source: RefSeq, a predicted model, not a curated record
CAAAUUGAUAAAGAGCUUGUGUAUGUAUAAAAUUGAAAUUGAUAUUCGCAUCCUCAAUUAAACCCUAAUUCUGAAAUCAAACAUCAAACCAAACAAUGGGACAUAGCAACGUUUGGAAUUCUCACCCCAAGACUUACGGUCCUGGUUCUCGGACUUGCCGUGUGUGCGGGAAUUCACAUGGAUUGAUCAGGAAGUAUGGCCUUAUGUGCUGUAGGCAAUGCUUCCACAGCAAUGCCAAGGAAAUUGGUUUCAUUAAGUACCGCUGAAGAGUUUUUGCAAUCUGCUCAGGCAUUAGAAUGUUGUGAGGAUUGCAUGUUUGAAGAAAUUUAACACUUUUUUGCAUUUGGUUUGUUUGUCAAGCUGGAUUUGUGGAAUUAAGAAUCCUUUUAUACAUAUUGUUUUUAUUUUCUAUUCUCCUUCCUACAUGUGAUCCUCUAAUCUUUUUUUGGAAACUAUGCAAUCUUGAUCUACAUAUUGUUUUUAUUCAUUUACUCUUUUCCUA